AUGGGAGACACAUUCUACAGGACCUCGCAAGACGAGAAUCCGGUCAAUCGCGCACUCGUUAUAAACCAGCCUUCAGUCAAUCAACCCAAAAACCACUUCAACACGGCUGCCGAACAGAAUGAUAGCGGAGAUGCCGCUUGCAAGCCCGAUGAUUUUGUUGAUUCUAUUGCCGCCGACAACAAGGAAAAUUUUUCUGACACUGAACCUGAGGAGCCUUUAACCAUGAACAGCAUCGAAGAUCCAGACGGUGUCCCUGCCUGCGGCCAUGACGCCGCGCAAGUCGUUCCCGAGAGGUCGUUGACUGCUACGGCGCCCUACAUCGAUGUCGUCGUUGAGGGAAAGUCAACUCUGAUCUCCAAGCAUCUGCUAUGUUCACAAUCUUCCUUCUUCGAUCGCGCUCUCAAUGGAUCAUUCAGAGAAGCUCAUGACAACAGAAUCAUCUUAGAGGAGCCCUACGAGUUGUUCCAAAUCUUCCACACCUGGCUCCUCGAGGGUAAGCUGGACUUUGUUAAGCCAGACUCCAACGCAAGCGUUGAUGAUCUUGUGGAACAACGUCAGCUGGCGCUUCUCGAGACCUAUGUCUUCGCCGACAGACUAGGCAUCCCAAAGCUGAAUGACGAUGCGCUUCUACAACUGGACAAGAUUCUCAGACCUUCAGGACGCCCGGGCCGAGCAAGUGUCGAUUGCAUCUACAAUGCCUCCGAAUUUCUUCCCGAAAGCUCUGGUCUCUGGCAAUAUCUGAUCGCUCUUGAGAAAGACGCAAACAGAUGUCGCUCGCCCCGUCGUGCGCUUGCGGAUCUUGUUGAUCUCCCUAAUUCGUUCAUCAGUAAAGUGCUCGAAUCGACCGCAGACAACAGUGAGGUAUACGUAAGGAUCAAAAAUCAGCCUUUCAAUCUGUUCUCACUCUCAAAACAUGUCUGCGACUACGGUGGUUACGGAAAGGUUGAGCAACUUCGCAAGUGGGGAGUCAUAUGUAUGAAAAUGGGAAUCAGCUUAAGCUUCCAAAGCAAAAUCUUCUUGCAGGUGCGCGAUGCCUACGCAUACUGGCUGGCUCCCUUUGACGAAGAGUUCUCAUCAGAGGAGAGGCUGCUGCUCGAGAGCAAAUGCUCAAGACCAUUCGUCAAACAGUUCUUCCAAGCACCUGUGGCUUCUACGGUUGGCGCAAUGGCUAGAUUGCAGAUCAGAAACUAG
This is a messenger RNA of Aureobasidium musti, 1191 nucleotides long. The record is from the annotation of a GenBank genome assembly. Lineage: Eukaryota; Fungi; Ascomycota; Dothideomycetes; Dothideales; Saccotheciaceae.